GGCGUCACAAUUUGAUUCCACUCUACAGCAGCCUGGCUUGCUGCAUGUGACCUGAGUCAUAGACAAUCCACUUUCUCCUGAAGAAGCCCUCAGCCCCAUGGCCACCUGCCCUGCCCUGCAGAAAGAGAGGCUCUUCCAGCAGGGCGCCCAUGUCUACAGAAUCCCUGCUCUCCUCUACCUCCCGGAGCAAAGGACCUUGCUGGCCUUCGCGGAAAAGCGGUUGAGCAGGAAGGACGAGGAAGCAGAGCAGAUUGUGCUGCGCAGAGGAGACUAUGAUGCAGCUGCCCACCGGGUCCAGUGGCAAGCUCAAGAGGUGGUGACCCAAGCCCAGCUGGAGGGCUACCGCUCCAUGAACCCGUGUCCCUUGUAUGACGAGCACACAGGGACCCUCUUCCUCUUCUUCAUUGCCAUCCCGGGGCAGGUCUCAGAACAUCACCAGCUCCGGACCAGGACCAACGUCACGCGGCUGUGCCACGUUGUCAGCGUUGACCAUGGGAGGAACUGGAGUCCAGCCAAGGAUCUCACAGGCACCGCCGUCGGCAAGGCCUACAAGGACUGGGCCACGUUUGCCGUGGGCCCCGGGCACUGUCUGCAGCUGCGCAAUAGUGCCGGGAGCCUGUUGGUGCCCGCUUAUGCCUACAGGAACCUGCACCCCUUCCGAGCGCCUGCCCCCUCCGCUUUCUGCUUCCUCAGCCACGACCACGGGCGCACAUGGAAGAGAGGGAACUUUGUGUCCCAGAACACACUGGAAUGCCAGGUGGCUGAGGUUGGGGCUGGGGCACAGAAGGUGGUGUAUCUCAACGCUAGGAGCUUCCUGGGGGCCAGGGUCCAGGCACAGAGCUCCAAUGAUGGCCUGGAUUUCCAGAAUAGCCAGGCUGUGCGGAAGCUUGUAGAACCCCCCAAUGGCUGCCACGGGAGUAUAGUCACCUUCCCUAGCCCAAGGCCAAGCGUCUCAGACAUGUGGCUGCUCUAUACCCAUCCCACAGACCCCCAGAGGAGGGAGAACCUGGGAGUGUACCUCAACCCGAGACCACUGGACCCCAGCGCCUGGCUGGAGCCCACCCUGUUAGCCACAGGCAGCUGUGCCUACUCGGAUCUGCAGAGCAUGGGGCAUGGUCCCGAUGGCUCUCCCCAGUUUGGGUGUCUGUUCGAGUCGGAUAACUACCAGGAGAUCAUUUUCCUCAUGUUCACCCUGAAGCAAGCCUUCCCAGGCAUAUUUGGGGCCCAGUAAGCCAGCUGCCUAUGGGCCAAGAGGGUUUCUUCUGCUUCAAGGCACCCAUUCCUCUUUCCUGCCGGCAUCCUCUGGACUUGGGAGGCAAGCUCUCGGGUCCCUUCCUUAGGGGUGAGCACAGAGCUCUGCCUCUUGGCUGUUUGCCGCCUUCGUUGUUCCAGCUUUUACAGAACGUUCUAUUUUCAGCACAGAUAUCAAAGGAGCCUGGCUUUCCCCGGCCCCUUGACAGGGAAGGCGGGGACAGUGUGCACAGUGGCUGUCACUCUGCACAGUGGCUGU
Molecule: messenger RNA, 1510 nt
Organism: Jaculus jaculus (lesser Egyptian jerboa)
Lineage: Eukaryota; Metazoa; Chordata; Mammalia; Rodentia; Dipodidae
Gene: Neu2
Product: neuraminidase 2
Exons: 4
Coding region: 98-1231 (377 amino acids)
Biological process (GO): ganglioside catabolic process; oligosaccharide catabolic process
Cellular component (GO): cytoplasm; lysosome; membrane
Molecular function (GO): exo-alpha-sialidase activity
Source: RefSeq, a predicted model, not a curated record